UUGAGUUUUGUCUUUAAAUUAUUAUAUAUAAAUAGUAUGAUCAGGAGAAAAUAUCGGAGAAUAAGGAAUGUUAUACUUUGCCUAGUGUUACUUUUCUGCAUAAGCUUGCUGAACUUUAAUAAUGAUAAAACUGAAAAAGGAUAUUGUCCUUCUGAUACACUUUUUGAAACUGUGCAUAUAUUUAACGCCAUAGCUGAAGCUAAAUCAGAAUGGAAAUCGGUGGAAUAUAUUGUGAUAAAUGUUCUUGAUGGUUCUACAUUCCGAUCAAUAUUUGAAUGUUGUAUGUUUGGAAAGAACAAGUCAAACAUGCAUCGAUCUAAGGCAUCAGUCGAAGACAGUUUUAAGCACAGAUUGAUGCAGCCUGAACUAGCGGCUAAGCAAUUUAAGUGUUCAAUAAAGACCAUUAAGUUCAAGCCAGUGCAUAUAGGACUGGUUGAAAAUGGAAACUCCUGUGAUCCAUGUAUUACAGUCACGUCUCUCAUUUAUCCUUUAGUUAUGGAACAUGGUGCAGGUGUGUGUGCGAAAAUUGCUUUUAAUUAUCUCAAUCCUACAAAUCUAAUUGAGUGGUUUGAAUACCAGAUAAUGAUGGAUGUAGAUACAGUUGUAGUUAUGUUGCAAUACAUAAAUGACGAAGCAUUCAAAGUUUUUAAGUACUACAAGAAAAAAGGUUUAUUGAAAAUUUUGCCUUAUCCUUUAGAACUACCAGGAAAAACAGAUCGUGGAUUUGAAUCAACUAAUUGGAACAUUGAACAAAGCGGUCAUGAUGAGCAAGUUGCUGUUUAUACAUGCCAGGCAUAUUUACAAGGAUAUGGACUAGUUGCAAUCAUCGAUUUUGACGAAUUCAUUGUGCAGGAUAAAUUCAUAUCAUACAAACACAUGGUAAAGUCGGAAUUAUUACCAUUGUAUCCCCAGGCUGCAGCAUUUACAUUCAAUGUUUCUUUCUUUAUUACGGAUUGGGGAGUUUCAGGAGUACAACCACUUCUCACAAGUCAAUAUAUUCAAAGAACAAAUCCCCGAUAUGAGCGAUAUAAAAAUAUGUACAUCCCAAAAAGAACGCAAAAUGUGAACACACAUGAAGUCCAGCCAAAAGCAGGAUACAAAAGAAUUUCACUAAGAUCCCAUAAUGUUGUUUUACAUCACUACAGAACAUGUCCAAAUGAUCUCAAGUGGAAAUAUUGCAUGCAUUUUACACCAAUUAUAGAUAAGAAGAUGCUGAAAUUGAUGCCAACGUUGCUUAGGAAUGUGAUGUCUGUCAAGGAGCAAAUUGGUAUCAUCUGAUGUUUGAUAUGAAGAAUAGCAAAUGAAAUAUGCAAUUGUUUGCUUUUUCAAGUAAAGAAAUUAAUGUGAAAUGAUGUUGCAAAUUAAAAAAAAUGAGGGUUUUGUUCUACAA
Mytilus californianus (California mussel) is the source of this 1390-nucleotide messenger RNA. RefSeq lists its product as uncharacterized. Lineage: Eukaryota; Metazoa; Mollusca; Bivalvia; Mytilida; Mytilidae. The record is from RefSeq and is a predicted model, not a curated record. The transcript has 5 exons. Bases 37 to 1278 code for a protein of 413 amino acids.